Molecule: messenger RNA, 486 nt
Organism: Linum trigynum
Lineage: Eukaryota; Viridiplantae; Streptophyta; Magnoliopsida; Malpighiales; Linaceae
Source: the annotation of a GenBank genome assembly
AUGAAUAAGUUCAUUAGUCAACAUAAUGGGUCAGUCAGGUUCUUUGACUGUCCUGAGUUUUCUGCUGUGUUAUCCCCGAAUUCGGUGGAGAUUUCUCAAAGUGGCGAUGGCUUAGAUUCUUCUUCUGUUACCAAGAAACUUGAGGAAGAACUCAAAAAGCUUGAUGCACUUAUAGAGAAGUUGCAUGAAGAGAAUGAGAAGCUAUUUGAUAGAAGCCUCAUUAAGUGCAUCUCCGCAGGAAUGAUAGUAACGAAGGACAGUCCACAUAUACUGUUCCUUUACCUUGGCUACUGCCAACUUGAUGGAACAGUUGCUUUGGCUAAAUCUAGCUCAGAGAUGGCCAAGACAACUACAGCAGUAGCAUAUCUCACAGCUUCUCUAAAUGACUUUGAUCCUGAACAACAAGACAGCGGUGCUGCAAUUUCAUAUGGAGCUAACAAGCUUCUAAUGUUGGUUCUGGCUGCUGUUAUUAAAGCUGGUGCUUGA